AUGAGGGACACGGGCAUGGUGCUGCCGCCCAGCGUGUUCUUCUCGUGCAAGGACGACGCGUCGCACAUCGCCCUGCCGCAAGUCCACAGCAUCCUCACCAAAGUCGAAUUCUCUGGCUCCGAGCCAUGGCAGCCGGUGACACAGCUGGGCCACGAGCAGUGCAAGCAGUGCGGCAUCUACCAGCGCCACUUCUUCCUCUACACCUCCACCGUCGCCGACUUCCCGCUCUGCCCCGCCAACUUCUCGCUGUCUGCCGCACAACAAGCCACGGCCACGGGGCCGCACAGGCGCAACCCGACUACAGUCAUGUCAGGCGGUGUGGCGGUUGUGGACAUACCAGGGGUGGUGUACGUGUCCCUGGCGUGUGACACGUGUGUGGCUCCCCCGCCUCCUCCUGCUCCACGCGUAACCGAGUUUGAACCAGCAGUCACCGACGUCACGGGCACAUGGGUGACAACCGUCAUCCUCUCCUUCGCCUUCCUGGUCGCCAUCGCUAUGUGCUGUGUCAUUGCCCUCAUUCUGCGCCACCAGCACCGCCGCAGACGGCAGCACGACGAGAUGGAGAAGUCCCGCUUCUUGGAUCUGCAUGGCGACAACAGCAGCAGCAGCAUCCACGAGCACAGCCAGGAUGCACCAUACCUGGACAAGGAUCCUGAACAUGGGGACGAGAGUGGUGCAGGUGAAGGGAUGGGAGGGGAAGGUUUGGGAGUGAGUGCUGCAACAGCAGCUUUUGCUCCUGGGACCAGUAUUGACGACGGGUACAGAGACGAGGAUUUCUAUUUAGGUAAUGGUCAUAGUACUGCUGCACUUCACUACCGCGGUGCUGCAGCUGACAUGUCAGAAGAGCAGAGAGUGCCCAUGAUAUAA
This is a messenger RNA of Closterium sp. Yama58-4, 867 nucleotides long. The record is from the annotation of a GenBank genome assembly. Lineage: Eukaryota; Viridiplantae; Streptophyta; Zygnematophyceae; Desmidiales; Closteriaceae.